Molecule: messenger RNA, 826 nt
Organism: Morus notabilis
Lineage: Eukaryota; Viridiplantae; Streptophyta; Magnoliopsida; Rosales; Moraceae
Product: bet1-like SNARE 1-1
Exons: 4
Coding region: 240-611 (123 amino acids)
Source: RefSeq, a predicted model, not a curated record
UAAGCUAACUAUGCUAAUGGUUGCGCCGUUGCAGCCAAGUUUUGGUUUGAGGAUGUGAUUGUAUUGAAAACUCUUAUGAUUCAUUAUAUGUGAUUGUUGUCCUCGGGAAUCGAGGAUAAGUUCACGUUAAUGUGCAUUUGCUAUGGGAUAUAUACCCUUAUUUGGACGGGUAACUUUCAUGGUGUUUAAACCCAAGAGUUGAAAAUUUUAAUACAAGACCAUUGUAGCAAUUUAAUGAGAUGUCUGUGUUCAGGGACCUUCGUGGUAACAGGGCUGCUCUUUUUGAUGGCAUUGAGGAGGGUGGAAUUAGGGCAUCAUCAUCUUACGGUUCUCAUGAAAUUGAUGAACAUGAUAACGAGAGAGAAAUGGAAGGAUUGCAAGAUAGAGUUAUUCUGCUGAAGAGAUUGUCAGGUGAUAUACAUGAGGAAGUGGAUAAUCAUAACCGCAUGCUCGACCGAAUGGGCAAUGAUAUGGAUUCAUCUAGGGGAGUGCUGUCAGGAACCAUGGAUCGUUUUAAAAUGGUUUUCGAGACCAAAUCAAGCCGGAGAAUGUUUACGCUAGUGGCAUCAUUCGUGGUCCUUUUUCUUGUCAUAUACUAUCUCACUAGGUAAACAAUCCGUGAUGAAAUUGAUACAUCUACUAUGCUUAUGUUGAAAGCUGGAAAGAGAAACCUUUUAUCUUUUCAAUUUGUGAUCAACGUUUAUCAUGUGCUUGUAAGAUAGUCUGGCUUGUCUCUGUAAAGAUAUUGCAAUGUAUCAAAUGGAGCUGAAUACAUAAAACGUGUCAAGUUUGUGCUGUCGGCCUCAAGUCAUUGUUUGCUUCUCAA